This is a messenger RNA of Linnemannia hyalina, 1509 nucleotides long. NCBI's taxonomy places the organism in Eukaryota, Fungi, Mortierellomycota, Mortierellomycetes, Mortierellales, Mortierellaceae. The record is from the annotation of a GenBank genome assembly.
AUGUCUGUCGCCUCUGUUCUCCGCAUUGGCUCUCGAUGCACCUCCAACUCCACAAAGUCGUCAUUACAUGUCGCCUCGACCUCCUUGGGUCUUCCUCGGUCCUUCUCCGUCCUCGGAACCAGGCGUGUUGGCUCCAACCUCGCUCAGUUUGGCGGUUCGUUUAAAGCCCCAACCUUAGCCAGCCAGCAGGACCCCUACACGCUUCUCGGAGUGAAGAAGACUGCAUCGCAGUCCGAGAUCAAGAAGGCCUACUACCAGCUUGCGAAGCAGUACCAUCCCGACACCAACAAAGAUCCUGCUGCCCGUGAAAAGUUUGUACAGAUCCAGGAAGCGUAUGAGAUUCUCUCAGACGAGCAAAAGAAGGCGCAAUACGAUGAGUUUGGCCAUGCAGGAUUCAAUGGCAACUCGCCUCAUGGGGCAGGAGGCUUCCCUGGUGGAUUCCCUGGUGGGUUCCCAGGAGGCGCUGGAGGCUUUGGCAACUUUGAGGACGUGUUUGAUUUCUUUGGCGGUGGGUUCGGUGGACCACGCGGAUCGCGAUCAUCAGGAUUCUCCAGCGUUGGAGAGGACCUGGAGGUGCCACUCGUCAUUGAUUUCAUGGAGGCAGUCAAGGGAGCAUCAAAGAAAGUUUUGGUUGACCCCAUCAGGACUUGCGACCCUUGCCACGGACAUGGAACAAAGAACGGAAAGGCGCCUGAUACCUGUAAGGUGUGCCAUGGUACUGGUCAACAAAAGAUCUCUCUCCAGGGAUUCCAUAUGGCAGCACCUUGCCAGGCUUGCGGCGGUGUCGGAACUAUGCUUCAGAAAGGGAAGGAGUGCCACACUUGUGGAGGAGUCGGUCGUGUGCGCGUCCACGAGUCUGUUGAUGUUCACAUUCCUGCAGGUGCCGAUGAAGGUGUUCGUAUUCGCUUGAGUGGAAAGGGUAACGCUCCUGUGCAGGGCGAAGGAAAGUCUGGAGAUCUGUUUGUUCGUCUCAGAGUCAAGCCUUCUCCAUUCUUUAAGCGCCAGGGAGCAGAUGUCUAUACCGAGACUUUCAUUCCCUUCACCACAGCAGCCUUGGGAGGCUCGGUCAAGAUCCCCACAGUCGAUGGCGAUGUAGAGUUGAAGGUCCCUUCAGGAACGCAGCCCAACGAUGUCAGCCGUCUUGCUAAGCGUGGUAUCCAGAGGUUGAACAGGAACGACAAGGGAGAUCAGUUUGUCACGCUCAAAGUCGCCCUCCCAAAGACUUUAUCCAAGGCUCAGCGUGAGAUCUUGGAGAAGUAUGCCGAGAUCACCAACCCUGGCAGCACCAGUAGCAGCUCCUCUUCGACUUCUUCAUCUUCUUCAUCUUCUUCUACAUCAUCAUCAUCAUCAUCAUCGACGUCGAGCGACAAGAGCACAAAGAAGGAUGAUUCAUCGUCGUCGUCUGGAAACGGGUUCUUCAAGUCUACGUUUGACAAGUUGAAGGACAAGUUGCACCACGAUGAUACCAAGAAGGACGAUAGUAAGAAGGACGAUGACAAGAAGGUGUAA